Messenger RNA from Gastrolobium bilobum, 1722 nucleotides. RefSeq lists its product as uncharacterized. Lineage: Eukaryota; Viridiplantae; Streptophyta; Magnoliopsida; Fabales; Fabaceae. The transcript is spliced from 3 exons. The coding region runs from base 1 to 1722 and encodes 573 amino acids. The record is from RefSeq and is a predicted model, not a curated record.
AUGGCUUCUUUAGAGAAUGAAAGUGUUCCGACACAGUCAAAGAAAGGGUUAUAUCAGCUGGAAAGUAAUGAUGCUAUGUUGGCUGCACAGAAGGCAAUGUCUCAAAAAUUGACGUCCCUCACAUCAAUCUUUGAAAAAUUUCAAGCAUAUGCAAUCCAAACACAGCCACCUCCACCAAUUUGUGACUUUUGUGGAGGAGAGCAUGAGAACACCAAUUGUGGAGCUCUUGGAGGAACUGAAGCAGCAUCAAUGAAUGGAAUCUGGAAUGAUCAGAGAAAUUCAGGAAACUUACAGAAGAAUCAAAGCAGUCCAUAUGGUGAUACAUAUAAUCCAAGGUGGAAAAAUCACCCUGGAUUCAAUUACAACUCCACUCAACACCAGCUCAACCCACCUAUUCCACCACAGUCACAACCUUCACAAAGUAAUCCUUCUGAGUUGGAAAAAGCAUUGAAGCAACUCUCAAGGACAACAAAUAAUUACAUCCAAGGUUCAGAAACUUUUAGAAAUGAGACAACUUUCUUCAUGCAAGAAACCCGAACUGCAAUGAGAAAUCAAGAAGCAUCAAUCAAAAAUUUUGAAACUCAGAUCGGGCAAUUAUCCAAGCAAAUUUUUGAGAGGGCUCAAGGUACUUUUCCAGGUGAGACCAUUCCAAAUCCAAGAAGGGAACACUGCAAUGCAAUUACUACUAUGAGUGAGAAAGUCAUUCAACCUAUAGAGAAGAAUUCUGAUGAGAAGAAAAGGAAUGAGGAAAAGGAAAAAGGAGAUGAAGCUGAUGCCAAUGCUGAUAUUGGGGGAAAAGAAAAGAAAGUUACCAAAGAAUCUGCUGCAGAAAAAGUUGUUCCUAAAAAGAAAGAGUUCAAAUGGGAGAAAAAGAAAGCUCAAGAAAGGCAAGAAAAGCCAUUUGAGCUCUCACCUUAUGCAAAGAUUCCAUAUCCACAGAGGUUCAGACAAGAAAUUCAAAAGCAACAGUACUCCAGGUUCCUUGAUAUUUUCAAUAAGCUGCAAAUCAAUAUCCCGUUUGCUGAAGCUUUGGAGAGUAUGCCCAAUUACGUGAAGUUCAUGAAAGAUUUACUGUCAAGAAAGCGUAAGCUGCAGGAAUGUGAGACGGUGACUCUGAUAGAGGAAUGCAGUGCCAUUAUCCAGAAAAAGUUGUCUCAAAAGCUAAAAGAUCCAGGAAGCUUCAGCAUUCCGUGCAACAUAGGCAAUGUGAAAGUGGAUAAUGUUCUAUGCGAUCUUGGGGCCAGCAUCAACGUUAUGCCACUAUCUAUGAUGAAGAAGUUGGGGAUCACUGAAGUAAAGCCAACCAAGACAAUAGUGCAACUAGCUGACCGCUCUACAAAGCAAGCUUAUGGCAUCAUCGAGGACAUACUGGUAAAGGUUGACAAAUUCAUCAUUCCUGUUGAUUUUGUCAUCCUUGAUAUAGAGGAAAAUUCUACUGUUCCUAUGAUCUUCGGAAGACCUUUCUUGGCAACCUUAGGAGCGCUGAUUGAUGUAUCGAAAGGCGAGUUGAUCUUACGGGUAGACGAGGAGCAAUCAAUUUUCAAAUUCUUUGACAAAGAAAUCCCCUCACCUAUAACUCAACCGGAAGAUCAAGUCUAUUAUAUUAGUGAAAAGAAAGGAGAAGAAAAGCACAAAGAAAAUUCUCCUCAAGAAGAAUCUUCAUUGCUACUUGGAAGAUAUCGUGUAAUUCCUGCAUCCUUACUACGUCAGUUAUUUGAAUAA